Molecule: messenger RNA, 1524 nt
Organism: Zophobas morio
Lineage: Eukaryota; Metazoa; Arthropoda; Insecta; Coleoptera; Tenebrionidae
Exons: 8
Coding region: 1-1524 (507 amino acids)
Biological process (GO): DNA integration; DNA recombination
Molecular function (GO): DNA binding
Source: RefSeq, a predicted model, not a curated record
AUGGUUAUCGACAGCGACAUAGAUGAUACACUUUGCAUCGGCAAAUCUCGGGCCGUGUGCAAGAAAAAUGUAGCAGUCACGAGAAAAACUCUUAUAGGGUGGGGUGCGCACUGCAACGGAGAAAAUACUCACGGAUUUUGGUCUCAGGAGGAGAAGAGGUUACAUAUAAACCAGCUGGAGAUUAUAGCAGCGUUUUUGGCGCUUAAGUGCUUUGCUAGGGAAGUCCAAAAUUGCGAAAUCUUACUUAGAAUUGACAAUACCACGGCGAUUUCGUAUAUCAAUCGUAUGGGGGGUGUACAAUACGUAGAACUUAAUCAAGGGCUAAACAUAUUUGGACUUGACGCAGUCAGGGAAUCUAGAAGAGUCAAUGUAGAUACUGAAUGGGAGUUAGGAGCCCCCUUCUUUCAGACCAUAGUAGAUAGGUGGGGGUUUCCAGAAAUAGACUUGUUCGCAUCAGGGAGUAGUGCUAAGACCGAGGUGUUCUGCUCCUGGAAACGAGACCCAGAAGCUCGUUACAUUGACGCUUUUACAGUUAAUUGGAAUAAGGCUCAGGGAAUAGUGGUGGUCCCUCACUGGCCUACCCAGCCUUGGUUUCCCUUAUUUAAAUCAAUGCUAUUAGGAGAACCGUUGUAUUUUUCGCCAUCACCUAAGCUUCGGUUAUCUCCUUGCAGGGAGGCUCUCCGGCGAUCGUAUCAACAGAAACUAGUGCCAGCAGAAGCUGUAGAGAUUCUAAUCUCUUCACUAACGGAUUCUACUCUGAAACAAUACAACACAGCCCUUAAAAACUGGUGGAGUUACUCCCAGAGAGUCUUUAAAAACAGACCACCGAAGCCUAAAUAUGACACCACCUGGAACACAAAGGCAGUUCAAAACUGGGCAGAAGCACUGGGACCGCUGAAAGUCCUGGACCUAAAAUCUCUCACCUUUAAGUUGGUAUCUUUACUAGCCUUAGCUACAGCCCAUAGGGUUCAGACAUUGUCCCUAAUCAAAAUAAGUGACAGGACAGUUUCGAAGAGCAAGAGCGGAAGGGGCGCUUGCGUCGCCACGGUGUUGUUGAAAUACGUAAAAAGAACCAAAGUUCUAGGCGGGAAUGAAGACUACCUGUUUAUUACAUUUAAGAGGCCCUACCAUAGGGCAACUGCGCAAUCAAUAAGCCGCUGGAUAAGGUACUGUCUCGUGGAAGCCGGAAUACAUCCCAGAUACACUGCUCACAGCACGAGACACGCAGCCACGUCUGCUGCAGAGGCGAGAGGUUUAGACGUAAACAUCAAAAAGAGUACAGCUGGAUGGUCAGCCAGCUCACAGGUGUUCGCAAAGUUCUACAAACGCCCGAUAGAACCAAGAAAAGAAUCGUUUGUAGAGGUGUUAUUCAAUCAGCAGGCUUACGCUUGGGAAGUAAAAAUCUGGCUAGUGAUCCAAGGCUUUUUGUACGACUGUUUCACAGUGACGAGGUUGAUGUGGUCCGACUACGUUUUGAAGAGUAUUUUUGAAGACGUUCCAAUUAUCGACAACCGAUGGGUCUGA